Molecule: messenger RNA, 1137 nt
Organism: Andrographis paniculata
Lineage: Eukaryota; Viridiplantae; Streptophyta; Magnoliopsida; Lamiales; Acanthaceae
Product: 14-3-3-like protein 16R
Exons: 4
Coding region: 100-870 (256 amino acids)
Biological process (GO): signal transduction
Cellular component (GO): cytoplasm
Source: RefSeq, a predicted model, not a curated record
GGAACCGCAAAACGCCUCCCCUCUCUCUCUCUCUCUCUCUCUCUCAGUUCUCAUUCACUCUUUUUCUGUGUGUGAGAUUUCAAAAUCCCUAAAUCGGCAAUGGCGUCCCCGCGCGAGGAGAACGUGUACAUGGCAAAGCUUGCGGAGCAGGCCGAGCGCUACGAGGAGAUGGUCGAGUUUAUGGAGAAAGUUGUCGGCGCCGUCGACGGUGACGAGCUUUCCGUUGAGGAGCGGAACCUCCUCUCAGUCGCCUACAAGAACGUUAUCGGGGCCAGGCGCGCCUCCUGGAGAAUUAUCUCGUCGAUUGAGCAGAAGGAAGAGAGCCGGGGCAACGACAGCCACGUCUCGUCUAUCAAGACCUACAGAUCUAAGAUCGAGUCGGAGCUCUCCUCCAUCUGCGACGGCAUUCUGAAGCUCCUCGACACCAAGCUCAUCGGAUCUGCUUCCAGCGGUGAUUCUAAGGUCUUUUACUUGAAGAUGAAGGGCGAUUAUCAUCGCUAUUUGGCCGAGUUCAAAACUGGAGCGGAGCGAAAGGAAGCCGCUGAGAACACUCUUUCCGCUUACAAGUCUGCUCAGGACAUUGCUAAUGCGGAGCUGGCCCCAACUCACCCAAUUCGUCUUGGCUUGGCACUGAACUUCUCUGUCUUUUACUAUGAGAUAUUGAAUUCUCCAGACCGAGCCUGCAAUCUUGCUAAACAGGCAUUUGAUGAGGCAAUUGCUGAGCUAGACACUCUCGGCGAGGAGUCAUACAAGGACAGCACUUUGAUCAUGCAGCUUCUUCGUGAUAACCUCACUUUGUGGACUUCUGAUAUGCAGGAUGAUAAUUCUGAGGAGAUCAAGGAAGCCCCUAAGCCUGACAAUGAGCAGUAAAUUUUGCUGCUUAGAAUUUGAACUUGGUUGUUUCUUACAGUAUUCUACUUCUUGGCUUUCCAUGAAUCAAGAAUUGUUGCUUGUAGCAUCUAGUUUGUCCGAUAGUCUGCUUAUUUGAUGAACACUUGAUGUCUCUUUAUUGUUCUUAAGUGCUAUGCGGUUUCUCAUCUUUAACUUAUGUUGGGAUGGCGCAUACCGAUGCCAAAAUUUGGUUGUAAUUCAACGCUUAUUUGGUUACAAAAAGAUAUCUUCUGUGCCGUCUUUCAA